AUGUCCGUCCACAUCGCUGUCCUGGACACUGAUGUCCCCGUUCCAGCCGUCUAUACUGCCCGCGGCCUAUACUCGUCUCAAUUUCGCGAUCUUCUUCAACCCGCCGCCGCACGGCUAUCUGAAGCUGGACGUAAAAUCACCAUCUUCACCUCAGCCUACGAUGUCGUAGGCGGAACAUUUCCUCCACUGGAGAGCCUGCGCACCACCAAGCGCCCAGAAAACCAUGACAAUGAGGCCCAGUCCUCAAACCCCCUAGCACAGCCAAUCGACGGCAUCCUCAUCACAGGCGCCGCAGCAGGCGCCUACGACACCGCGAUACACCCGUGGAUUAAACCCCUAGAGUCAUGGAUCCAAACAGUAUAUACCCGAUAUCCGCACGUAAAAUUCUUCGGUUCCUGCUUCGGCCACCAGAUUAUCGCGCAGGCGCUGCUCUCCGCAUCGGCCCCACAAUACCCGCUGGGCACCGCCAUGAAAGUUGAGCUUUGUCCGGAUGGGCGCGAAACGGGGCUCGUUGCUAUUGACUUGUCGCCGGAGUUUGUGGCCUCGUUCCCGGAGGCCGUGAAGAAGCUCCCGGGCGCACAGAAGCAGAUGCGGCUUCAGGAGAUUCAUGGGGACUGGGUUGUCCCUGUUGCUGGACCGACUGCGGAGUUGCCCGCCGGCUGGGUCAAUGUUGGGUCCACGGAGAUGUGUCCAGUCCAGGGAUUGUAUUGUCCUGGGAGGGUCCUGACGUAUCAGGGGCAUUUUGAGUUCGAUGUCUUUGUCAAUCGCGAGACGUGUCUGGCGUUUGGGAGGAGGCUAAAGUGGUCCGAGGAGGAAACUGCCCAUUAUGUUGGAUUGAUUGAGGGGAAGGGGGAGGAUGAUUCGAAAGUUGCGGCUGAGGUGGUUGCUAUGUUUUUGGUGGUUUGA
Molecule: messenger RNA, 906 nt
Organism: Aspergillus nomiae NRRL 13137
Lineage: Eukaryota; Fungi; Ascomycota; Eurotiomycetes; Eurotiales; Aspergillaceae
Product: type 1 glutamine amidotransferase
Exons: 1
Coding region: 1-906 (301 amino acids)
Cellular component (GO): nucleus; cytosol
Source: RefSeq, a predicted model, not a curated record